AUGGAGGAAAUUCUGGACCAAGCGAUAGCACAUCAAAAUAUUGAUGUCGACAAAUUUCUUGCUGCCCACAGUAGUGAAGAUAGCCUGAAAUGCGGCGAUUCGGGAAACCUGCUCCACUUGAUUGUCGAGAAGAUUCGACUCUAUGAUACGGAUUUCGACAUAUUGAAACCACUUGUUCAAAAGGUGGCGGAGAAGUUUCCCCAACUCCUGGUUCACCAAGAGCAACAAGGAUGCAACCCUCUACAAUUAGCAGCCAGACAUUCUGUGUUUCAAUUUGUUCACUUCAUACUUUCCACCUACAAAAACAAUGCAAACGAAGAAGAGCCAAUUAAAAAGACAAUUAAAGAAUAUCUUGACAAGGCAAUUCUGCAGGAGAACAAAUAUGGUAUGACAAUUCUGCACACACUCUUUAGCAACUCCCUGCACGGCACCAAGCGUGACUUGGAUUUCGAUACGGUAAGAAUGCUUAUAGAGCAUACUAGCGAUGAAGGAUUGGCUGCAAAAGACACAAUCGGGAAUACCCCGAUGCAUCAUGUUGCGGCAUAUCAGUAUUGCACCCCCGAGGGACUUGAAAUCGUUAGGCUACUCAUCAAUCGGGACCAAAACGCUACUCAGCGGAGCUCUGAAACAACUCCGACGACAUUUCUCGACCAACAAAACAUGAACGGACAAUCGAUCUAUCAAAUGUUUAUUGGAUCCAAGAAUACUCUAAGAUCCAAGAAAAAGAUAAGAAAGGCGGUUGAUCAAAACCAACAGAAAGACGACAGAAACAAUGUACUCAAUGAUAGAGGCAACUUUACUACUGGAAAUGAAGAGAAAUCAAUGGAAACGGUGUUUCAGGAAAUGUCAUCGCUACUGAAACAACACUACAUGAGAACAAGGAAUCAUGAAAAGACGACCCGCUUCCUGUAUGGUGAAAAUGAGGAUGAUAUCCAAAUCAGCUUCAACUAUGAUGACUUGCCAACUGUACUCGACUGGGAUCGAUUCCUCAAAAUCUUUGGCGCAGACAGCAAAACCGGUCUUAAAUUCGAUACUACGCUACAAUCCGUAACCUUUCCACAAGCCGACUUAGGGUUCAAAAUACCCAAGCGCACUAUCCAACUUGAACUCGGGUUGCGGCCCGAGACAUUCCCACAAGCCGAUGCGGCGUUCGAGGUGCCUGAGUCCAGCCAUGGACUCUAUCGCGCGUGUCUCCCAGGAACAUUUCCACCAGGCGUUAGGGUGUUCAAAGAGUGCGAGACCCACAUCAUAAGGGAAGCCGAGAACAAUCGAGAGCAGCUUCCCGCUCAUCCUGCCAUACAAUAUUUCUUUGAAUGGCUAUAUAACAAAGGGGUCCGUCAUAUCAUAAAACUAUCAGUCGGCGGGGGUGAUAGCUACCGAGUAGUUGAUGUUAUUCAGUGGUGCUUGAGGCAGUUCAAGGUUGAGCGUCUUGAUUGGCGGAAGUUGGACCUAAACCCUGACAUCCUUCUCCAUGCAUGGCCUGAGAGUAAAGAAAUGGGAUUGGUGACACCACGAAACCCCUCGGAGGAAAACCCCUUGAAAGAGCUGUGGCUAAGAUGGAGUGGCAACGUUUCCAUCCUUGAUGCAUGGAGCGCGAUGGAAGGCUUGCCAAUGCUACCAAACCUCAAGGUAUUGCAUGUGUAUACGCCUGAGUAUAAUGAGCAAAUUGAUCCCGGUAAUCUAACGGCCCGGAAUCUCGAGAAGUUUCAAAAACAGCUCAAAGAGAACUCCACCAAAGCCCGUAGUUCUAUACCCAUAGCCGAUCUUACCCGAUAUAUUGAGAGUUGUUCUGAAAACGCAGCCAUACUUUCAGCGGAUCUUGAGAGAUUUAUAAAGUCUCACCCUUGUGGUACUCAUGCAGAAAUUCGUGAGAUUAGCGUGAAUAUCAUAGAAAUUGCAGACGAUGAUCGCUCUCAACGGUGGCUGGUGUCUACCUCCAAAUUUGCCAAUGCGAUGAAACCUUUCUGGGAGAACACAUUAGGCAACUUCAAAAAAUGGAGUGAAGAGGAGGUCAAAAACGGGAGUGAAGAGGAGGAGGAAAUAUCAUCUUUAGCAGGAAACGAUGUUGUCGUGGCCUUGAUUGAUGACGGUGUUGACAUGGUGGAUGAGACGCUACACAACCAAGUUCUAAUUGGAACAAGUUUCGACUAUGACACCGUUGAAAAGGGAGGAGAAUUACGACCUCCAUCCACGUCAGCGAAGGGCCACGGCACAGUUAUGGCUAACAUGAUUUUGCAUGUGUGUCCAAUGGCCAAGAUUUACCCAAUCAGAAUCCCGACGAAAAGUCUCAAGGAAAGCGGAGGUCAUAUUGACAGGAAAAUAAUUGCAAAGGCCAUCAAAGCUGCAGUAGAAAAUGGGGCAACCAUCAUUUGCAUGCCAUGGAAAAUGGCCGAUAUUUGGUCUAAAGAGGGGAUUCCCGACAAUUUAUAUCACGCUCUGGAUGGCCUUGAAGUACAUGAAAUUCAGAUGUUUUACCCGGUCACUCAAAAUGAGUUUUUCGAAAAAUAUGGUGGUUUCACCCGUCCUUGGUCAGACACCGCCUUUCCUGUUGCCGCUGCGCAUGCAGAUGGCAGUGUUUCUACCCACAAGGGGUUCAUCUUCCCCGGUGCCGAUGCCAUAAUGAAACAAAUACAGAUCAAUAGCUCCAAGGCGAAUCCAGUUCUUGAGAUUACAAGCCGUGCUUCAGGCGUCAAGUUUCAAACAAACGCAAGCGUGUCAACGGCUUUAGCCGCUGGGGUUGCCGCCAUGCACCUUUACACUGUCAAGGCAACCAUUAUGAAUGCCCAUAUGUCAUCCUCUGUGAACAGUAUGAUACGCUCGAGUGAGAUGGAGGCCGCCAUUCAAAUUUUUGGUUUCCCUGGAGCUAUAUAUCCUUUCAUGAGAAAAUUGACUCGGGGGACUCUGAAUGAGUUAAUCACAACCUGGGAUAAAAGAACACGGUUUUUGGAAUCAUCGCCAGCUUACAACAUGCAGAAGAUGGCAGAAUAUUUUCUAGACCCUGUGAUUAAAAGUUUCAAAGAUUUAGAUGGGGAAGAUUAUAGCAUAGAAGAGCAGAGGCUCAUGAAGUUUGUACGCUUGAUUCACAGGGCCUCUCGUUGGGGUUGA
This is a messenger RNA of Trichoderma virens Gv29-8, 3105 nucleotides long. RefSeq lists its product as uncharacterized. The record is from RefSeq and is a predicted model, not a curated record. Gene Ontology annotation, biological process: proteolysis. The transcript has 6 exons. NCBI's taxonomy places the organism in Eukaryota, Fungi, Ascomycota, Sordariomycetes, Hypocreales, Hypocreaceae. Gene Ontology annotation, molecular function: protein binding; serine-type endopeptidase activity. The coding region runs from base 1 to 3105 and encodes 1034 amino acids.